This is a messenger RNA of Pangasianodon hypophthalmus (striped catfish), 1519 nucleotides long. RefSeq names its product palmitoyl-protein thioesterase 2a, tandem duplicate 2 (gene ppt2a.2). Gene Ontology annotation, cellular component: lysosome. Lineage: Eukaryota; Metazoa; Chordata; Actinopteri; Siluriformes; Pangasiidae. The transcript is spliced from 8 exons. The coding region runs from base 99 to 1259 and encodes 386 amino acids. The record is from RefSeq and is a predicted model, not a curated record. Gene Ontology annotation, molecular function: thiolester hydrolase activity.
UGUUACAGCCUGCAACUGAAACUGAACCUCAGACGCUCAGAAGCCCUGCUGUCAGAAUUAAAAAGAAGCCUGGACUUACAGCACAAACAUGCGGUUACAUGUAUUUUUUAAAAAAAGUAAUAGUCUUCUUUACAGAAAUAAGAGAAGUGAUGUCUGAGUCUGGCCUACACCUAAAGGAAAACAGAAGAGAAACCAGCAGCUUGAAACACAGUUUAGAUGAGCCUUGUGCUCAGUGCAUGUCAUUUCACUUCUCUGCAGCAGAGUCUGAAGACACCUGUGUUACCUGCUCUGUCUCUCUCUCUGUCUCUCUCUCUCUCUGUCUCUGUCUCACUUCCCAGCCAGUCACUGCACCUGACUCAGCCUGGCACACUGCAGGGGGUCUGAUGAUGGGGAAAAGUGCUGCUUUCCUGCCAGGGCUGCUGGUUUUAAGCGCUGUGCUGGUGACUGCGGAUGGAUAUCGACCCGUCAUUAUAGUUCAUGGAUUAUUUGACGGGCCAAGACAGUUCAUCCAACUGGCCAGCUUUAUCAAUCAUACUUACCCAGGUAUUAAUGUGACUACAGUAGACAUGUAUGAUGAUAUAGCCAGCCUGAAACCUCUGUGGGAACAAGUGAAUAGAUUCAGAAAGGCAGUUGGACACAUCAUGGAGAACGCCAAAGACGGCAUCCAUCUCAUCUGUUUCUCACAAGGGGGUCUGGUAUGCCGAGGAAUUAUUGCCACACUUCCCAAACACAAUGUCCACUCCUUGAUCUUUCUGUCAUCACCGCUGUCUGGCCAGUACGGAGUAACAUCAUACUUGAGGUACGCCUUCCCAAAAUGUCUUAAGCACCUCGUUUAUAAACUGUGCUAUAACUGCUUCGGACAAAAGAUCUCGAUAUGCAACUUCUGGAAUGAUCCACACCAGAGAGAGAGAUACUUGAAGAGCAACAAAUAUCUUGCCCUAUUGAAUGGCGAGAUCAAGCACCCUAAUUUAACAGAGUGGCGAGAACGCUUCUUGGGUAUUAAGAAGUUGGUACUGAUUGGAGGACCAGAUGAUGGUGUUAUUACACCAUGGCAGUCGAGUCACUUUGGAUUCUAUAACAGCAAAGAAACUGUGGUCGAAAUGAAACAACAGGAUUGGUAUCUGAGUGAUGUGUUUGGCCUGAAAACACUAGACUCCAGAGGAGACCUGGUCCAGUGUGUUUUCUCGGAUGUCGAACACACCCGCUGGCAUUCAAACUUGACUGUGUACACAAAUUGCAUAGAGAAGUGGCUCACAUAAGUUACAGAAGUCUUUAUACAUACAUAUGAACCAUGACAUUUGUUGGCAUUCUGCAUUUGCACAUCUGUCUUGUGAUUUAAAAAAAAUGACUGUCUAUGCAUGUAUGUAGAAUAUAGUUUGAAUGACUAUUAACUGAUUUUGAACUUUUUAUUAAUUAUAUUUGUAAUUAAAAUGUAAAAUAAAAAUUUUUUACUGUCGAACAUGCAUAUUGUUUUCCACACUAGACCGUUUUAAGCUUGCUAUAAAAAAAUAAAAAAAUA